Macrosteles quadrilineatus (aster leafhopper) is the source of this 1975-nucleotide messenger RNA. RefSeq names its product facilitated trehalose transporter Tret1-like. Lineage: Eukaryota; Metazoa; Arthropoda; Insecta; Hemiptera; Cicadellidae. The annotation marks the transcript as partial. Gene Ontology annotation, biological process: transmembrane transport. The record is from RefSeq and is a predicted model, not a curated record. The transcript has 12 exons. Gene Ontology annotation, cellular component: membrane. Gene Ontology annotation, molecular function: transmembrane transporter activity.
UUGUCUUCCCCAACUAUUCCCAAGCUGCAGGCAUCGGACUCAUGGUUGUUGCUGAAUGAUGAGGAAGCCUCGUGGGUUGGCUCUCUGACGGCCCUGGGCACGGUAGCAGGGCCCUUCCUGGGCGGCUGGCUCAUGGACCACGUGGGCCGCAGACGCAGCAUCAUACUGUCUGUUGUGAUCAGCCUGGUGGCAUGGCUGGUUCUACUGACAGCAGAAUCUCUAUGGCAGCUGUACGUAGGCAGGGUCAUUGGAGGGAUUGGUGGAGGAAUCGCUUUCUGGUGUGUCCUGUGUAUGUUGCAGAAAUCGCUGAAAGGAGCUCUGGGAUCGAUGUUUGCCUUUUUCCUCGUCGGAGGAUAUCUCAUCGACUUGACUCCUGAAUCUCCUUACUACUUUCUACGAAAAAAUGACUAUGCCAGUGCCUCGGACAGUCUAACUUGGCUGAGAUCUGGCAGAAAAGAAGAGGAAGUGCAGAAAGAAAUAAAUGAAAUCCAGACAGAGGUGCGCUUAUCUAUGGAAGAGAAGGCUCAUCUGUCAGACCUGGUGGCCACAAGAGGCAACCGCAUGGGUCUGUUGCUAGCUUGUGGCAUGGUUGCUGGACAACAGAUCUCUGGUGUCAACGCUACAGAGGUGCGCAUAUCUAUGGAAGAAAAGGCUCAUCUGUCAGACCUGGUGGCCACAAGAGGCAACCGCAUGGGUCUGUUGCUAGCUUGUGGCAUGGUUGCUGGACAACAGAUCUCUGGUACAGAGGUGCGCAGAUCUAUGGAAGAGAGGGCACAUCUGUCAGACCUGGUGGCCACAAGAGGCAACCGCAUGGGUCUGUUGCUAGCUUGUGGCAUGGUUGCUGGACAACAGAUCUCUGGUGUCAACGCUACAGAGGUGCGCAUAUCUAUGGAAGAAAAGGCUCAUCUGUCAGACCUGGUGGCCACAAGAGGCAACCGCAUGGGUCUGUUGCUAGCUUGUGGCAUGGUUGCUGGACACAGAUCUCUGGUGUCAACGCUGUCUUGUUCUAGCUUGAAUAUCUCCAUUAAUGCUUGGUUAUGUCCAGACAGAGGUGCGCAGAUCUAUGGAAGAACAGAGGUGCGCAGAUCUAUGGAAGAAAAGGCUCAUCUAUCAGACCUGGUGGCUACUAGAGGCAACCGCAUGGGUCUGUUGCUAGCCUGUGGUAUGGAUGCUGGACAACAGAUCUCUGGUGUCAACGCUACAGAGGUGCGCAGAUCUAUGGAAGAGAGGGCACAUCUGUCAGACCUGGUGGCCACAAGAGGCAACCGCAUGGGUCUGUUGCUAGCCUGUGGCAUGGUUGCUGGACAACAGAUCUCUGGUGUCAACGCUGUGCUGUUCUAUGGUCAGAGUAUCUUCAUCAUGGCUGGCACCUCUUUCUCCUCUAGUGUCUCUACUCUUAUCCUUGGUAUCAUGCUGUUUGUUGCUGGAGGUUUUGCCAUACCAUUCUCUCGUUAUUUUGGAAUGAAAAAAAUGUUUAUCUUUUCUGCUGUUGGAAUGGCAAUUUUCCAGGCAAUACUGGGAGUAUACUUCUACUUGAUGAGUUCAAGCCACGAUAUGUCGGCUUACGGAUAUGUACCAGUUACGAGUUUGGUGCUUUUUAUUUUUUGCUACACAAUGGGGUUCGGCCCACUGCCCUGGGCGGUGAUGGCGGAAGUGUUUCCCUCCAAUGUGAAGGCUCUCGCGGCUGCGAUAACGGCCUCCUUCUGUUGGCUGCUUGGCUUUGUCAUCACCAAGUUCUUCAACAGUGUCUCUGACCAUCUGGGUGCACACUUCGCAUUCUUCAUCUUCUCAGCCUGCUGUGUGGCAGCACUGCUGUUCACAAUCUUCGUCCUACCAGACACUCGAGGUCUUACACUCCAGGAGAUCUUGGAUCUGCUCAACAAAACACCCUUGGUCAGCUCGCAACAGAAACAUGUCGAGGACCAAGCAGAAACUGUCUCUUGAAUAAAGUAUACACUAAUUAAAAGUUUAGAUU